Molecule: messenger RNA, 1533 nt
Organism: Linnemannia hyalina
Lineage: Eukaryota; Fungi; Mortierellomycota; Mortierellomycetes; Mortierellales; Mortierellaceae
Source: the annotation of a GenBank genome assembly
AUGAGCAACUUUAACGACGACUCUAUCAAGAACAACCUCGAGUGGGUCUCCAACCUGUCUAUCGACAUUGAGCCAGCUGCAGUCCGCAAAUCGUCCAUUAUCUGCACCAUUGGUCCCAACACCAACAAGGUCGAGAUGAUUACCGCGCUCCGCCGCCAGGGAAUGAACAUUGUUCGCAUGAACUUCAGUCACGGUUCGUAUGAGUAUCACAAGUCGGUCAUCGACAACACUCGCCAAAGUUACAAGGAGGACUCUGGCAGAGCUGUAGCCAUCGCACUCGACACUAAGGGCCCAGAGAUCCGCACUGGGCUGAUGGCCGGCGGGACAGAUGUGCCGUUUACUGCUGGUCACACAAUGACGUUUACGACAGAUGAGCGUUAUGCAGAGGCAUGUACGAAGGAAGUUCUCUACAUCGACUACAAGAACAUCACCAAGGUGCUGGUUCCUGGCAAGACCAUCUAUAUCGACGACGGUGUCAUGUCUUUCAAGGUUCUCGAGGUGAAUGAUAUUGACUUGAAGGUCGUGGCCCUGAACAACGGUAAACUCUCGUCCAAGAAGGGUGUGAACCUGCCCAAGACCCGUGUCGAUCUUCCGGCGCUGUCGGAGAAGGACAAGCUCGACCUCGAAUUUGGAAUUGAGCAGAACGUGGACAUGAUUUUCGCAUCGUUCAUUCGGUCUGGCGAGGAUGUCCGAGAGAUUCGCCGGGUCCUGGGUGAUGCCGGAAAGCAUAUCAAGAUCAUCUCGAAAAUCGAGAAUCACCAGGGUGUCGAUAACUUUGACGAUAUCCUGACCGAGACUGACGGUGUCAUGGUUGCCCGUGGUGAUCUCGGCAUUGAGAUUCCUUGCUCGACCGUCUUCCUAGCCCAAAAGAUGAUGAUCGCAAAGUGCAACAUUGCAGGCAAGCCUGUCAUCUGCGCCACCCAGAUGCUUGAGUCCAUGACGUACAACCCUAGACCCACUCGUGCGGAGGUGUCGGAUGUGGCUAAUGCUAUUUUGGACGGAGCAGACUGCGUCAUGUUGUCAGGAGAGACCGCCAAGGGAAUCUACCCUCUGGAGGCUGUGAGAACCAUGCACGAGACCUGUAUCCUGGCCGAGUCGGCAAUCUGCUACCCACCACUCUUCAACGAGCUCCGUGACUUGACGCCCAGGCCCACAAAGACCACCGAGACUGUGGCUUCCUCGGCCGUCUCAGCAGCACACGAACAGGCUGCUGGUGCCAUUAUUGUGUUGACGACCAGUGGAACGACCGCACGUAUGGUCAGCAAGUACCGUCCCAAAUGCCCCAUCAUCUGCUUGACCCGCAAUGCGUCGACUGCACGACAGGUUCACUUGCACCGUGGGUGCUACCCAUUCCACUAUAGCAUCGAGCGUGGUGCCGACUGGCAAGAAGAUGUCGAUGCUCGUUUGCGUUACGGUAUGGAGGAAGGUAUUAAGGCUGGUUUGCUCAAGAAGGGCGAUGUUGUGGUAAUGAUCCAGGGCUGGAAGGGCGGUCUGGGCAACACCAACACCCUUCGUGUCCUCCACGCCGAGUAA